GGUGCAACAGGUGAUUCAAAGAAGGUAGACUUCAUUAAAACAACAACAACACUGGUUUACUGGCCUUUUAUUCGAGGGAAGAAUAAAAAAUAACAGUGAUGCAGCUCUAACGUCCGUGGUUGGGAAUGAGGAUUUUCUAUUCGAAGAUACCGAAAAAUUUCCUCAAAAUGGAAGCAUUUAGCUUAGAGAGUACAUUAACUAUGACGUCAUCGUUUUCCAACGUUUUCCGGAGGUCUAGCUCCUGCUACAUCAAUAUCGCACUCCUGGUCCUGUUCGCCGUGACGGUGACAUCAGGUGAAAGAGGCAGACAUUCCUGGGAGGCCCCUGGCUGCCAUCUCGUUGGUCACACUAGGACAGUCAGUAUCCCGGGCUGCGUCCCCUUCGAGGUGACAACGAACGCCUGUAGGGGCUUCUGCGUGUCCUACGCCAUACCGUCUCCGCCCCAAACCUUGGCGUUCAACCCAAACUUCCUGAUCACUUCUAGAGCAGAGUGCUGUGGCUUCGUGGACACGCAUGACGUUAAUGUCUGGGUCGCUUGUGUUGACGGCUACCAGCAGAAGACUUUUAAGUCUGCUCGAAGCUGCGCCUGCUCGAUCUGUCGAAGAGAGUAGUGGUUCUUGGAUCAUUUGAUUGCCGUUCCUUCAUCUGAGAAAAGUGUAAGACCCAAGUGACAAGUUAAACUAUUGAAACACAAUGUUUUAACAUGUUGUAACUGUGCCAAUAAAACAUCUCUGGUGUGCUCUU
Messenger RNA from Biomphalaria glabrata, 744 nucleotides. RefSeq names its product thyrostimulin alpha-2 subunit-like. Bases 126 to 611 code for a protein of 161 amino acids. Gene Ontology annotation, molecular function: hormone receptor binding. The record is from RefSeq and is a predicted model, not a curated record. The transcript has 4 exons. Gene Ontology annotation, biological process: cell surface receptor signaling pathway. Lineage: Eukaryota; Metazoa; Mollusca; Gastropoda; Planorbidae.